Molecule: messenger RNA, 2673 nt
Organism: Glycine soja
Lineage: Eukaryota; Viridiplantae; Streptophyta; Magnoliopsida; Fabales; Fabaceae
Product: casein kinase 1-like protein HD16
Exons: 16
Coding region: 331-2349 (672 amino acids)
Biological process (GO): endocytosis; peptidyl-serine phosphorylation; signal transduction
Cellular component (GO): nucleus; cytoplasm
Molecular function (GO): ATP binding; protein serine/threonine kinase activity
Source: RefSeq, a predicted model, not a curated record
AGACACAUGCCUUAAUUAUAGUCUUUUUGACCAAUAAAAAAAAUUUGUUUUUCAUCUUCCGUUUCUUUCAUUCUAUUUAUUUAUUGGAUUGGAUUUUUCUAUUUUUAAUUUUUCUUUCCAUUUUUAAUCUGCUAGCUAUCAUUCACUUUCCUCAUCCAUCCAUCCAUCCACGAACCCUAACCCUAAUCCUCCAUCAUCGAUUCGAUUCUCUUGCUCUUUGUUAUUUCCUUCUUUGGUGAACAAAGCAAAACAAUUGCAUCGAUGAAUCGGGCGUCGCAGCUUUCGUGAUAAUGAUCUUGGCGCUGCGAAUCGAUUGCAUGGGUUUGGAGAAUGUCGGAGCUUCGUAGUGGACCGCGACGACGUCGUGCUCCGAUUGCUCGUAAAAGCUCUGAACCACCGUCUCCGGCGGGGAGAUACGUCAAGACUCGCGCUGCAGUCGCCAGGGAGGCAGCAGCGGCAGCGGAGAGGCCAAGAACUCGUUUGGCGGCCAAAAAAGAGGAGAAGCCCCUUACAGUAAUAUCCGAUCACACUAAGAAAGACGACGCCGCCAUGGCCGACGAGAGCGGUGGCUUGAGUGCAAACAAGGGUGUUGCACAAGAAGAUGACACCAACGCAGCUCCUUUUCCGGAGAGGGUUCAAGUAGGAGGCUCACCUGUCUACAAAGUAGAGAGGAAGCUGGGCAAAGGUGGCUUUGGACAGGUUUUUGUUGGCCGACGAGUCACUGGUGGUAACGACCGGAGCACUGGUGCUGGUGCCACUGAGGUGGCUUUGAAAUUUGAGCACAGGAACAGCAAAGGCUGUAACUAUGGCCCUCCUUACGAGUGGCAAGUGUACAACACCCUUGGUGGCAGUCAUGGAAUACCUAAAGUACACUACAAAGGGAGACAAGGGGAAUAUUAUGUGAUGGUGAUGGACAUGCUUGGUCCAAGCUUGUGGGAUGUUUGGAAUUCCUCAAGCCAGACGAUGACUGCGGAAAUGGUUGCAUGUAUUGCAGUCGAGUCCCUGUCGAUCCUGGAGAAGAUGCAUGCAAGAGGCUAUGUGCAUGGAGAUGUAAAACCAGAGAACUUUUUACUUGGUCAACCUUCUACACCACAAGAAAAGAAAUUGUUUCUUGUAGACCUUGGAUUAGCAACAAAGUGGAGAGACACCUCCAGUGGGCAGCAUGUUGAAUAUGAUCAACGUCCUGAUAUGUUUAGAGGGACUGUUCGAUAUGCCAGUGUUCAUGCUCAUUUGGGAAGAACUGCUAGUAGAAGGGAUGAUCUUGAAUCUCUUGCAUAUACACUCAUCUUCCUUCAUAAAGGCAGGUUACCCUGGCAAGGUUAUCAGGGUGAUCAUAAAUCCUUCCUUGUUUGCAAAAAGAAGAUGGGAACAUCUCCUGAGAUGCUAUGCUGUUUUUGCCCUGCUCCUUUUAGGCAGUUCCUUGAGAUUGUAGUGAACAUGAAGUUUGAUGAAGAACCUAACUAUUCCAGGCUAAUAUCUUUGUUUGAUGGUAUGCUUGGACCGAAUCCUGCAUUGAGGCCAAUUAACACUGAAGGUGCUCAAAAGGUCGGGCAGAAGAGGGGUAGAUUGAAUAUUGAGGAAGAGGAUGAUUCACAGCCCAAAAAGAAGGUUCGUUUGGGGGUUCCUGCUACACAAUGGAUUUCAGUUUACAAUGCAAGACUGCCAAUGAAGCAAAGGUACCAUUACAAUGUAGCGGACGCAAGAUUAGCACAACAUGUGGAGAGAGGGAUUGCUGAUGGCCUUCUGAUUAGUUGUGUGGCUUCUUGUUCCAAUCUCUGGGCCCUUAUUAUGGAUGCAGGAACUGGCUUUUCAAGUCAAGUUUAUAAGUUGUCUCCAUUUUUCUUACACAAGGAAUGGAUCAUGGAACAGUGGGAGAAGAACUAUUACAUUACUUCUAUUGCAGGGGCUAAUAAUGGGAGCUCUCUCGUGGUGAUGUCAAAAGGCACACAGUAUACACAACAAUCAUACAAAGUAAGUGACUCAUUCCCAUUCAAAUGGAUAAACAAGAAGUGGAGAGAAGGUUUUCAUGUGACUUCAAUGGCUACUGCUGGAAGUCGUUGGGGUGUUGUUAUGUCACGAAAUGCUGGAUUCAGUGAUCAGGUUGUUGAACUUGAUUUUCUCUAUCCUAGUGAGGGAAUCCACAGACGAUGGGAUAAUGGUUAUAGGAUUACAGCAACGGCUGCUACAUGGGAUCAAUCUGCUCUUAUACUUAGCAUUCCUAGGCGCAGGCCAGGAGAUGAAACCCAGGAAACUCUGCGUACAUCUCAAUUUCCAAGCACACAUGUUAAGGAAAAAUGGUCAAAAAACCUUUACCUUGCUUGUUUGUGCUAUGGGCGCACAGUAUGCUAAUUUCCUUCACAGGUCAACGUAUUGUGUCUGAAAUUUAUAUAUUUUGUAAUGGCCCAAUCAAGUAUAACAUAGCAGAGAAUUGUUGUAUCUUAGUAUUAUUCUCUCUCCCCUCCCAUUCUAUUACAAGUUCCUUGGGGGUGGGGGAUGUGGCAGUUAAUGUAUACAGCUUGGCUUUAUAUGUUACUCCAUUAUGUAUUAUAUGUAGGUUUUAUCAUUUUUUUUUUUGUCUGAUUUUCAAGAUUGUUUCCGUGACUAGUCUAAUAAAAACAUUGUAUGGAUAGUUUUCCUUGUGAAUAAAGAGUCCAAUAGUUUUAAUUUUCCUCA